This is a messenger RNA of Aspergillus wentii DTO 134E9, 5169 nucleotides long. Its product is annotated as kinesin family protein. Gene Ontology annotation, biological process: microtubule-based movement; mitotic spindle organization. The transcript has 4 exons. Gene Ontology annotation, molecular function: ATP binding; microtubule motor activity; microtubule binding. The record is from RefSeq and is a predicted model, not a curated record. NCBI's taxonomy places the organism in Eukaryota, Fungi, Ascomycota, Eurotiomycetes, Eurotiales, Aspergillaceae. The coding region runs from base 1 to 5169 and encodes 1722 amino acids.
AUGACGGUUUCGCCGCCGGCGUCACCUACGGGCGCACCCCAGCGACCCAUCAGCGCCAUUAUGCGAACCCCACGAAGUAACAGUCGCCUGAGCAUGAGCAGUAAACAUGGUGGAGGAAGUCGAGCUUCGGAUGAGGAUGCCAAAACUGCAGUCAAAGUCGCGGUCCGUGUCAGACCACCUUUAAAACCCACCGAUCCAGGAUACGAAUUGAUUCCGCAACGCUUCCAACGUUCUAUGGUCCACGUCACGGCACCGACCAGUCUCGCAGUCGAUGUGCCACAAGGCCGCAAGCUGUUUGUCUUUGAUCGGGUUUUCCCUGAAACUGUGGAUCAAGAAGGCGUCUGGGAUUACCUCAAUGACAGUGUCAACUCCUUCCUGCAGGGCUACAAUGUCUCCAUUCUGGCCUAUGGCCAGUCCGGCGCGGGCAAAUCAUACACUAUGGGAACUUCGGGGCCCAACGAACAGAAUGAUAACAGCAACAUGGGAAUCAUCCCACGCGCCGCACAGCUUCUGUUCGAACAACUUGAUGGUCCCGCGAAACAUAACCGCAAUGGCUCGACCGGCCUUCGGACUCCAGCGCGAUAUUCUAUGAGCUCGACCUCUAGUCUGAACAGAGGAAGCAUCGAUAAGAGCUGGCAGAUGAAGGCUACCUAUGUCGAGAUUUACAACGAACAAUUGCGAGAUCUCCUACUACCGGAUUCGACACCCCUCGGCGAUCGCAGCACAGUCACAAUCCGCGAGGAUGCAAAAGGCCGCAUCAUCCUCACUGGCCUGCACCAGGUCAACAUUAACUCCUUCGAGGACUUGAUCGGUGCUUUGAAUUUUGGUUCCUCGAUUCGACAGACCGAUUCCACCGCCAUUAACGCCAAAUCCUCUCGAUCGCAUGCAGUAUUCAGUCUGAACCUCGUUCAACACAAACCAGCCAACGCGACCCCUCUUAAGGACAAGCGGAUGUCCAUGCCUGCUGAGAUUGGUUCGGAUCAGUCCAUGACUGUCGACAGCAAGCUCCACUUCGUCGAUUUAGCUGGAAGUGAAAGGCUUAAGAAUACCGGAGCAUCGGGAGAACGCGCACGGGAGGGUAUUUCCAUCAACGCUGGCCUGGCUGCCUUGGGCAAGGUCAUCUCCCAGCUUUCUUCUCGCCAAGCAGGCUCGCACGUCUCUUACCGCGAUUCCAAACUCACCCGACUCCUCCAGGAUUCGCUCGGAGGAAAUGCUUACACAUACAUGAUCGCCUGUGUUACCCCGGCCGAAUUUCAUCUGAGCGAGACUUUGAAUACGGUCCAAUACGCGCAGCGAGCCCGGGCAAUCCAGAGCAAGCCUCGCAUUCAGCAAGUGGCCGACGAGAGCGACAAACAUGCGGUAAUCGACCGACUCAAGGCUGAGGUGGCUUUCCUGAGACAGCAGCUUCGGAAUGCUGAAGACAGUGACCGUCGAAAUGCCGUACCACAAGAGCGAGCCGAGCGUCAGAACGAAAGGGAAAAUGAACUCCAAAACCAGCUUCUUGACUUCCAAGAAAGCUACAAUGCCCUCAGCCAACGUCACGCAAAGCUCGUUUCAGAACUUGCCAGGGAUUCCGAACAACCAAAUGGCAGUGCUGAUGAUGCUGCCUCCACAGUUGGCAAGAGCUCUGUUGAAAGACUCAAGCGGUCGCAUUCCUUUGCCGAGUCCGUCGAACAGGUAGUACUCGAAUACGAGAAGACUAUCCAGAGUCUCGAGUCUUCCCUUUCGAACACCCGGUCAUCCUUGUCUGUGACUGAAAGCACCCUCCUGGAACGUGAAACCAAGUGCGCCUACGUCGAGACUGUCAAUGCGCAGAUGCAGUCACGUAUUCAGAAACUGUUAGAUCGAGAAGCUAGUACAGAGUCAUAUCUUCAUGAUCUGGAAUCUAGGAUCGACGGGCAAUCCUCUGGCGAAGAGAAACAUGCCGCUAUUAUUUCCGAGCUACGCAAGGAGCUCAACCGCGCCCGCGAGAGUGAAGCUGGCUGUGAAGACUACAUUUCGACAUUGGAAGAGCGUCUCGCCGAGGCCGAUCAAGAUAUGGAGCUCAUGCAGCGAGAAGUGAACCGCUUGGAGCAUGUCGUUGAGCGCCAAAGAAGCCUUGGCAAGUUGGACAACCUUCUCUAUGAUCUUGACCAAGUCCAGCAGAAUGGAACCAAGCAGAGCGACAAGCAUGAUGAAUUCGAACAGCCCGUACCAAUUCAGAGUGCUUCCAACCAUCGAAAGAGAGCCAUGUCUCUUGGUGUCUUGACCGAGGCUGUCGAGACUGCGAUUCCCGAAUCUGACGAAGACCUCGCCGAAGCGGCUCCAGUCGAGGGCGAAACACUUGAAUCAGAACUGGAUCACCAGGCAGGCUCCGACCUGGAAGUUCUGGAGAAGGUCACUAGCCAGCUUUCGCCCCAGCGUACUGAGUUCAGCCCCGAAAAUUCCGCUCAGUCUAAAUUCGUUGCGGAUAAGCUCGACACUGUAUCCCAGGAACUCUUCGAUUUGCGGAUGCAGCACGAGGCUACCGUGAACGAUUACGAGUCUCUCGGAGCCAAGUACGAAGAGGCUCUAAAGGCUUUAGCCGAGCUGCGACAGGACGCUGCGGAUGAAGCCCGCCACCCUGCCCCCGAAGUUGAACAACUUGCGUCGCCUGCCCCUACUUCUCGUCCUGUUUCUUUUUUAGGCGAUGCGAAGGGGGUCGACGCCAAGACUGGCGCACAACCCUCAUUCUCGCAAUCACUCUCUUCGGAAUUAUCCUUGGCCGGGGAGUCUGCUACUUCGCCCGUAGUUUCUAAUGGCAUUUCCGAACCAAAGGUGCCCGAGGGUGAAGAAGCUGGAACUCAAGAAAUCGAAAACAUGCGCAAGCUUCUUACAGAGCACCAGGAAGGUGUUGCCAUCAUGACCCAGAGAUACGCCGAGUUGCAAUCCGAGCACGAAGAUACUCUUGGACUGAUAGAAUCUCUCAAAGCAGAGCUCCAGACUUCCAAGUCCAGCCCGUCGCCUACUACCCCCAACUUCAAAUCUCAGGUCAUCCGAAGGAAGACUAGCCAAAGCCUGAUGUCCAGCGUGGAUCGUGCCCAUCGCUCAAUCGCUGCUAUCAGGAAUAUCGCAGUCGAGCAAUUUGCAGAGAGCCCUGACACGAUGCAGAACCUUGAAGUCCACCUCGAUUCCGCCAUGCAUGAGCUUCACAGUCGUAUGGAACGCAUCCAGUCAUUGGAGGCCGAGAACCAGAGCGUCAAGAAGGAGAUGGAGAUGAAAUCAACCAUCAUUUCCGGCCUCACAAGGGAAAGAUCCAGUUUGCAAGGAGGAGCACCGUCAGUGGACAUCGGCCUUGUGUCUCAAUUACGUGACCAGGUUGUUCAACAAGAAAAUAUGAUGAAUGACUUGAAGGAGUCGCACGAUGCUAGAGAGCAGGUGCUGCUUUCUGAAAUCGAGUCUCUGACUGGCCUUCUCAAGACCCAAGAGGCAGCUGCGCAGGCAAAUGACGUGAGCUCCGAUGAGCAGGAGAAGAGGAUUGGGGCUCUCGAGGGCGAACUGAGCGAGUGGAAGGGCAAGCACCAGACUGCCAUUGAUUCUCUGCAGUCCUCUGAGGAUCAACUUAACUCGACCCUCGCCGAGCUGGAUGGUGCCUUGGCUUCUGUAGAUGCCACACGCUAUAAGCUCACUCCUUCGGGUCAGACCUACGGCGACAGAGAGGCUGCUUCAAGAAAGCUUGAAGCCGACCUCGUCAAGCAACAUGAGCUUGUCGAGAAUCUGAUGCAAAACAUCGAGGAGCACAAAGCGACAAUUGCAUCUCAGCUCGAGAAAAUCAGCUCUCUCGAACAAUCGCACAUUGCAGCUCAAGAACAAGUCUCGACAGAGGCUGGCAAUGCCAGUGAGUCUGUUUCGGGGCUUGAAAAAGAAAUUGAAUCCCACAAGUCUCUUGUUGAGUCUCACAAGAAGGACCUGGAGUCCCUGCAAGAGUCUCACAAGCGAGAGCUUGUCGAACUGGAGUCGCGUACUGCAGCUGCAGCGCAGGCUGAGUACGAAGCACGACUCGCAGAGAGAAACGCUGAACAUGAUAAGGCCAUGGAGACUUUGAGAUCCGAAAUCGUGGAGUCACGAGAAGAGCUGGUGAAGUUGCUCAAGAUGGUUUCCGGACUCCUCAACUCGGAUGUCACUGCGGACAACCUCGCUGAACAGCUUCAGGAUAUCUUGACGCAGAAGCAACACUUCUCUGACAAGUAUGCCGAGAUGAUGGAUACGAAUGAAGACCUUCGCAAGAAACUGGAGCUCAGCGGUGGUGACAACAGCGCGUUGGAGGAGCUCAACCAGAAGAACACUGCCCAUGCCGAGAAGGUUAGUGAGCUUGCUCUCUUGGUUGCCACUAUGGAAGACACCGUGCGCUCCAAGGACGAUCAGAUCAAGAAGAAGGAAGCUCUGGUGGAGGAGAUCACCGCUGAGAAAGACAAGAGCUUGCGUUUGGUUGAGGAGCUUGAGGACCAAAUCACCAACAGCUUCGACCAGCACCACAACCGUCUUUCUGUCAUCCAGCAAGAGCGUGAUCAGGCCUUGGAAGAUGCCAAGGCUAAAAUUGCCACUUAUGAGGAUGAUAUCGAAACCUACCAUAUGCGCAUCGAGCAACUCGAGCUUCAAAUCAAGAACAGUGGAGGCCAAGAUUCUUCGCACGACCGCAGCAGCUCUCUCACAUCCAACCUACGCAAGAGCUCCUCUGCGACUUCUCUCCCCUCUCCACCUCCCGCUAUUCCCCUUCCACCACUCCCCAGCAUUGCUUCUGCAACCAACGGCAACUCUGGCAGUAUUUCUCCCCCAAGCUCUCGGCAUACUAGCAAGGAGCUGGUCAACGCCCAGAUUGUCGAGGAUCAGGAGGCUCGUAUUCGCACCAUAGAGAAGCAUCUCUAUGCCGAGAAGCAGCUCACUGCUACUCUGGAAGAAGCUCUCGGAGACCUUGAGGCGCAGAGCAACAAGGUCAAAUCCGACUGCGAGGCUUGGAAGAAGAAGGCCUGGCAAUUGGAAGACGAGCUCGGCACACUCCGCAAGGAACGCAACUCCCAGCGUCUCUCGCUUCAAGCUGUCGAGGAAGAACGAAGCGCCCGUCGCGAGGCCGAAGCUGCCAGAGCCCAACUGGAAGAGCGGAUGAAUGCGCUCAACAAGAAAAAGAAGAAGAGCACACUCAACUGUUUCUAA